Rhinocladiella mackenziei CBS 650.93 is the source of this 1002-nucleotide messenger RNA. RefSeq lists its product as uncharacterized. Gene Ontology annotation, molecular function: glycosyltransferase activity. Bases 1 to 1002 code for a protein of 333 amino acids. The transcript has a single exon. The record is from RefSeq and is a predicted model, not a curated record. Lineage: Eukaryota; Fungi; Ascomycota; Eurotiomycetes; Chaetothyriales; Herpotrichiellaceae.
AUGCUAGCACCGCACGCGAAGAAGCACGCCGACAAGGUGCAUGCGCAUAGAGCGGAGGAACCAAAAAACAGCACCCCGAUCACUCUCCACGAUGCUCCGAAGAAAGUAUGGACGACGCUCAUUACGAACACCAAAUAUCUCUCGGGACUCCUCACCCUCGAUUACUCCCUGAAGAAGGUUGGCUCGAAGUAUCCCCUCGUGGCACUAUACACCGACACGUUUCCUCCUGAAGGACUCCAUGCCCUAGAAGCGCGAAACAUCCCGAUCAAACGAAUCCCCUACUUACUACCCUGGGUGCCGAAGGACUAUGCCAAUGACCCUAGGUUCUAUGAUUGUUGGAGCAAGCUCACCCCUUUCAGCCUCGUAGAAUACAGCCGGGUCGUGCAAUUAGACAGUGACAUGUUGGUGUUGAAGAACAUGGAUGAGCUGAUGGAGUUAGAAUUGGAUGAGCCUGGGUUGAACGGUGAAGGGAAUCGAGUAUAUGCAGCCGGUCAUGCAUGUGCAUGUAAUCCCUUGAAAAAACCUCAUUAUCCUCAGCAUUGGAUACCAGAAAACUGUGGGUUCACAUUCCAGCAUAAUACUCCUGAGGACGCUCAGGUCAAUGGGCCACCUCCAACUGCCGGCAUAGGGUGCCCCAACGGAGGUCUGGUUGUUUGCAAUCCCAGUCAAGGCAUAUAUGAUAAGAUUCUCGAGACGAUGAAGAACGGUGAUUUGACUUCAAGCUACGACUUUGCUGAUCAGAGCUUACUUGGAGAACGUUUCUAUGGACGCUGGAUUGGGCUGCCUUACAUUUACAACGCCUUGAAAACGCUGAGAUGGAAAGGCGUUCAUGAUGCAAUAUGGCGGGACGAUCUGGUCAAGAACAUUCAUUACAUAUUAAGUCCAAAGCCCUGGGAUGAGAAACCCGAGGAAAGUAAGGAUGAAACGCAUAAGUGGUGGCAGACAACGAACAACGAGAGACUGGAGUUCGAGAAAGCCAAUGGUAUUCGAGAUGGAUUUUGA